Messenger RNA from Linum trigynum, 3848 nucleotides. NCBI's taxonomy places the organism in Eukaryota, Viridiplantae, Streptophyta, Magnoliopsida, Malpighiales, Linaceae. The record is from the annotation of a GenBank genome assembly.
CGUAAUUGAAUUUGCAAUUUACUUUACCAUCAACGUCGUAAUCUACAUGAACAAACUCGUUUUCAGAAUCGUCACAAUCAAUCAAAAGACAAAAACAAUUACAUAGUGAUUUGAAAACAGACGAAGAGCGAUUUUGGCUCCUUCUAUUUACAGUUUCCAUCGUUGUUUUCUUGGGAAAGAGAUGGCUUCUAUAUCAUAUUAGAGCGGUGCAGAGGCCAUGCUCCAUCUGGAUGGUGCUCAACACUACAAUUUCACUUUUAGCGACGGAUAAAUAUUAUAUUAGCCACCACUAACUAAGAGCAUUGUUUGCUGGUGUUCGACUGCAAAUGCACAAUGAAUCUUUAACGGCACUCACAUUUUGAUGAUCACUAUGGGUUAGUUUAGUUCGAUAGUUGGUCUUGUGAGAAUUUGAGUGGUCUGUGGUCUCAAAGGGUGAGGAGUUGGUUAAGUUUUGGUGUUGGGUUCUCUUAUCCGGUUUUAGAUCCGGUCCCAAACGAUUUUUUACCUCAAAUCUAAGCCCGAAAAUAGGGUUGUAUUGUUUGCUAGCCAAUCCUAAUCCAAUCUCGAUCCGAAUUCGACCGUCCGAUUUCGGAUAAAACCAAAAAGCCAGACCAAUUAGCCAGCCAACAAUACAACAUCUCGAGUAAGCCACAAGGUGUCCAUUUCCAUCGAGUUUAAUUAUGCCUCAAGGAAAAGAAUCCACCGCACGUCUUCCAUUUGUAUCACCUUCAACGAGACUUGGUCACCACAAGCAAGUUCCCUUUCAGUCGUCACCUUUGACCAAAAGAAGACAAACCUAGCCGAAACUCAGUGAUCAUCUUCACCAUCAUAGAUCUUUGAUUACCCUGUUACGGUGGUAUAUAUAUAUAAUAUAUCCCUUCCUCGUGAAUGUGACUUCACACAGAGCUCAAUCAUACAAUUAGCCACCCUCUAUCCGUCGCCAAAAAAAUGACCGAUCCGUCGCUAAAGCACAAUAAAGGCGACGAAACGACACAAAAGCCUUCCACGACGACCGACCGGCGGCCACACGUCAUCGUGAUGCCGUGGCCAGCACAGGGCCACAUCAACCCGGCCCUCCAGUUCUCGAAAAAGCUCGUCGCUAAGGGUCUCGCCGUCACCCUCGUCACCUUCACCGACAAAAAGCUGAUCAUGCAGGGCUCCGCGGUGGGCUCCGUCGCCGUGGAGCUCUUCUCCGACGACGGGCUCAAGUGGGGCGACCAUUUCCUCGAAAAUUUCCGCAGCCUCGUCCAGAAAGGACUGCGUGAAUUUGUGACCAGGCUGCGCGGACCUGCAGGCAAUACUCCAGGUCCGUGUUGCCUGGUCUACGACUCGAUCCUGCCGUGGGCCCUCCACGUGGCGAAAGAGCUGGGGAUGGUGGGGGCGGCCUUUUUCACGCAGCCCAUGGCUGUUAAUACCGUGUACUUGAACAUCAUGGAAGGGAGGCUCGAGGCUCCGCCGGCGCCGGUGGACGAGAGUGGUUUGAUUGCGGUGGAGGGAUUAUUGCCGACGGUAUUAUUAGCGACGGAUGAACUCCCGUCGUUAGUUUCCAAUCCGGAGAGCUAUCCGGUGGCGCUCGAGAUGCUGGUGGGACAGUUCUCCACCGUCAGGGAAGCCGAUUGGGCGUUUUGCAACACGUUCUAUAGAUUGGAAGAUAAGCUACUUGAGUGGAUGGCAAAUCAAUCGAUUCCACUUAAGCCGAUUGGCCCGACGAUCCCAUCCGCUUAUCUAGGCACCGAAGAAUCGUUCGACCUGUCUGGGACAGGAUCGGAAUACGGGCUCAACCUCUUCCAUCCAGAUGGUACAUCACAAACAUCUAUCACUCAGUGGCUCGAUUCGAAACCUCCUGGUUCGGUCAUCUACACAUCUAUGGGGAGCACAUCCGACAUUUCCAAAACCCAAACUGCUGAACUCGCCCGGGCGCUUCAACUCAGCUCCCACCCUUUCGUUUGGGUGGUUCGCGAAUCCGAACAGGAUAAACUCCCGCCUGACUUCCUCUCCGAAGUGGUCUCACCAAGCCAACUCGUGGUGACUUGGUGCAGACAGGUUGAGGUCCUGGCCCACCGCUCCGUUGGGUGCUUCUUGACACAUUGCGGGUGGAACUCGACGAUGGAGGCACUCUGCCUCGGGGUGCCGAUGGUGGCGUUGCCGGUUUGGGGAGACCAGCCGACAAACGCCAAGUUCGUGGCUGACGUGUGGCGGGUUGGAGCGCGUGGAAGGGUUGACAAGGAGAGUGGGGUGGUGACGAAGGAGGAGAUAGGGCGACGGAUCAAGGAAGUGAUGGAAGGGGAUAGUCGGGAGGAGAUCGUGAGGAAUUCAGAGAAGUGGAAGAAAUCGGCACGAGAGGCUGUCGCCGAUGGUGGGAGUUCUGAGAGGAAUGUCGAUGAGUUCGUGGCAUCACUAAUGUAUCAUGAUUAAUUUCGAAGAUUUUUUAUGAGAUUAAUUUCUGAGGGAAAAAACUGUAAACAUAAAUCACAAUAUAUGAUGUUUCACUUUUGUUGUCAUCUCAUGAACAUUAUAUAGCAUAAGCUUUGUUAUCUAUAUAUGAUGGACGAGAAUUAUCGUCUAUAUAAUGGUCACCAAAAACAUCCACUUAAUUACUCUCCACUGCACAUAUAUGAAUGAGAAAGUACUAGGCUGUUUCCUCUUACCACAAAUAUAUAUCGAGCAUAUCAAAAACAUUACUGUUACCAUACAUGGAAAAAUGAUAUAUAAUAAGCUAAACAAAUAAAAUAAUGAUAAACAAGCGCCUCCCUAAUUAAGAUUAUCUUGUCAAUAUACAGCCACCAACCCCACCCAAAAGUCAAAGAGCUGGCGUCGGCAAUAUACAGCCACCACCACCAUGAAAAUUAAUGAUGAAAUUAAGUGAGAUUAGACUGGCAACUUAGAGUCAUUUAGCUUGACUAAAGAUAUACAAGUUUGACGAAAGAUUUGUAAGGUAGACAUACAUAGCACAAGUUAUAUUAUGUGGAUAAAUGAUAGUAUUUAAUAUUUCGACUAACGGAAAGAUCGAUACUCAAUCAGUUAAAACAUGUUCUAUCAUGUCAAAUGCUCGGUUAAUCUUUCUAAUAACUAUUUUAUCUAAUUUGAUAAUUUAAAAGGUUGGAGGGUUCCAUAUCAUUUUUCUUGUAGGGUGUAUGAGCCUCAUUAAUUGAACCACACAUACUCCUUUAAUGCCCAAUAGGAGUACCCUAUCCACUUUUUGAUCCCUUAUUUUGCCUAAAAGUCUUUGAUAGUAGACAACUAGGUUGAAAUAUAAUAUAUAGUAAUUACAUCCAGUUUAUCAUUAUUUUUUCCAUUAAAAUUGUACGUCAAGGACUUUUAACGUGACAGUUGAUUUGUAUUAAUUUUAAAAAAGGACCACGCGUAACUUAUAUGAUCAGAUCUCUUACAUCGAUUUGCACAUAAUUCAAAUGAGUAAUAGUAGAGCGUAAAAUCUUAUUAACAGGACGAAAGUUAGAACUUCACUAGUUAUCGAAAUUGAAUCACCAAUUCAUCAGUAACAUUUAUGUAAAUCAACCUCAGAGAUAUUCAAUUCCAAAAAAGUUGUGCCUCCGCCAUCAAGAAUUGGUGGGCACUCACCACAUGCCAACUUAACUUUCAUGUAUUUGGUAAGGUUGUCAAACCGGUUUAUGCCAGUGUGUCGGUUUAGCAAGUGGAAUGGUUCGACCGGUGGCACAUACCGGUUUGUGUCGGUUCAUGCCGGUCAAUAUUACAAAUAAAAUUAUAAAUACUCAUUUUAAACAUGACAUUUAACGUCAAUACCUAAACAUUUAUACUUGAAUCCAACAAAUAAUAUCAAUAUUUAACAUUUAUACUCAUAAAAUAAGUAAUAAAUUAUUUUUAACAAU